AUGGCUGCUGCCUUGAAUACGAGCAUUCCUUUCAUUCUACGUUUGGUGCAUCGCUCAAUUGCUGCUGCUCACCAAGCAGGACUUGAAAUUCGGAAGCUUCUCGAGUCGGGAGACGUUGAAGCGCUUUCAAAGCCAGGUCACGAUGGGGAGUUGGACGUGUACACGGCAGCGGAUUUGUCAUCGCAGGGCAUCAUUGAGAGCUCGAUUAGUGAUAUUUUUCCUGUAAUUAAGAUCAUCGGUGAAGAGGAUGAUCGAGUGCGUGAUUUGGUGCAACGGUGUGAAUUGAAACCCGUGUUGGAGACUGUCUUUGACCCUUUCGAAGGGAAAGAGUGUCCGGAUGCUUUGAAGAGUGUAAAUGUGGAAGAUGUCGUCGUUUGGUUGGGUUUGGUGGAACACGUCACUAUUCUAAUUGGCGUUGCACUGAUGGGGAAACCCGUGGCUGGGAUCGUUCAUCAACCCUUUUGGAAAAGUUUAGGAAACGACAAAGAGCUCGUGGGUCGAACAGUGUGGGGCAUUUGUGGAAUGGGCAUUGGGGAAACCGUGGGUACUCUUGGAACCCCAACUGUCUUGACUUGCCAUCCCUUCCAAGCCAUUGAAAGAGCCGCGAGUUCAAAAACGAUUGUGGUGACAUCUAGAUCUCAUCAAGCGCCUCACGUUGUCAAGGCUAGUGAAAGCAUUACACCAGAUGAGGUCAUUUAUGCUGGCGGCUGUGGGAAUAAGGUGCUCAUGCUUCUGGAAGGAAAAGCGAAUUACUACGUGUAUCCCAGCUCUGGAUGCAAAAAGUGGGACACUUGUGGACCGGAAGUCCUUUUGAAUGAAGCUGGAGGGUUGUUGACUGACGUGUUUGGCAGUCGAUAUGAUUAUUCACCGGAUGUGGAACACUUGAAUCGCUUGGGUGUGAUUGCCAGUGUGUGUCCUGAUGCACAGAAAAGGAUAUUGUGUAAAAUUCCGGAAGAUGUGAAAAUCAAGUUGAAAGGGUGAGAAUUUGAGCUGCUGGUUGUUUAAAGGAGAAUUGUCGUCAGCUGUUGAAAAGUGCUAUUUUUUUUCCGUGAAAACAUGAUUUUGUUAAUAAAGCAGAAUCAAGCUUCUGCAGUGUUUCUUCCCAGA
This is a messenger RNA of Notodromas monacha, 1107 nucleotides long. NCBI's taxonomy places the organism in Eukaryota, Metazoa, Arthropoda, Ostracoda, Podocopida, Cyprididae. The record is from the annotation of a GenBank genome assembly.